CUUUUGACAUUCAAACACAUAAUAAAGUGGUUCGCCAUUUUGCUUUGUCGUCAUAUGAGUGUAUGAGGUGUAUGAAUACUACACAAAAAAAAGAGUUUAUUGUGAAAACCUUGAAGAAAUGUUAAACUUUCUAUCGUAAUCCAAUUAACCAAGUGUAUCGUUAAAAAUAAAGUGUUCGCAUCAAACAAUUCAACAGUAUCCCCGAUUUUCUACCAUCAACAAUAAUAAUUUUGUUUUGAUUUGUUAACUUAAUCGCGUUCCGAUAACAAUAAUGGCCACUCGAAAAAAGACUCUUCUGAAGGUGAUCAUCCUCGGUGACAGUAGCGUUGGUAAAACUUCAUUAAUGAACCAGUAUGUCAAAAAACAUUUCUCCAAUCAAUAUAAGGCAACUAUCGGUGCUGAUUUCUUAACUAAAGAGGUUGUUGUUGACGAUCGAGUUGUCACCAUGCAGAUUUGGGAUACCGCCGGCCAGGAACGGUUCCAAUCGUUGGGUGUUGCAUUUUACCGUGGUGCCGAUUGUUGUGUAUUAGUGUUCGAUGUGACCGCUGGCAAUUCGUUUAAGAAUUUGGAUUCAUGGCGUGAUGAGUUCUUAAUUCAGGCGAGUCCUCGCGAUCCGGAACACUUUCCGUUCGUUGUGUUGGGAAAUAAAAUCGAUCAGGAGAAUCGUCAAGUAUCAACGAAACGUGCCCAGCAAUGGUGUCAGUCGAAGAAUGAUAUUCCGUAUUUCGAGACGUCGGCCAAAGAAGGAGUUAAUGUUGAAUUAGCUUUUCAAACGAUAGCCAGAAAUGCGUUAGCCCAAGAGAGUGAGGUUGAACUUUAUAACGAAUUUCCCGAUCAAAUCAAACUUCAACCUAACAAUAAACCUAGAAACUCUGAUAAUUGCCCAUGUUAAUGAAAUAUUAAUCUAAACUAAUUAAAUAAAGUGAAUUCUUUCUACUAAACAAGAUUAUGCCGAGCAAAUGUUUCAAUAAUUUUAAUUUAUUGGCGCGUUACUCGUUUGUUCUUAGAACAGAUGAAAUUUUCUUUGUUCUUUUUUCGAAAUGAAAUCAGAAGAAGAAAAAAAGAAUUUGAUAAAAACUGAGAAUAAACCGGAAAUUAAACAAGCAGAGCCACCUUCGAAUUCUAUGUUGCAAAUACACAUUCAAAGAGAAAAUAUACAAUCACCCUUAAAAAUUGAUGAUUUUUGUUUAAAUUUAAUUCGUCACAUUACACAGCAAAAGGUUCGAUUUAAAAAUGGAAAAGUGGAUGGAAAUUAAAUUACAAUUAAAGAAACUAUCAUAAUACCUAUGUUUAGUAAAAGAAAAAAAAAUGGAUUUAAAACACAAAAAAAAACAUUGAGAAGAAUUAUACAAAUUAAGAACACACACUAAUCAAAUAUGAAAUUAUUAAGAAUUAUUUACCUAAUAUUUAAGACUUGAAAAAUUAUUAUGAUUUUAAAUUGAGAUACAAAAAAAAUCUUUUGUGAAAAAAGGAAAAAUAAAAAAAUCUAUUUUUCAUCGAAUGCUGAGACCCUUUGGAAUUCGAUUUAUUGAGCUAUAUAUAUUAUAACGUAAUUUUUCGGUCAAAAUUGGUAUGUGUAAAAGCUGCCUUACAAUGACUUUAUUUUAUACAACAUAAAAAUAAAAACAAAAAAAAUAUGGAAAAGAGAAUUGUCUUUGCAAACACACAUUCUAUUAAGUUGAAAAUAUUGUUAAAACAAAAAAAA
This is a messenger RNA of Bradysia coprophila, 1705 nucleotides long. RefSeq names its product RAS oncogene family member Rab7 (gene Rab7). Gene Ontology annotation, molecular function: GTPase activity; GTP binding. Lineage: Eukaryota; Metazoa; Arthropoda; Insecta; Diptera; Sciaridae. The record is from RefSeq and is a predicted model, not a curated record. Gene Ontology annotation, biological process: endosome to lysosome transport; phagosome-lysosome fusion. Gene Ontology annotation, cellular component: late endosome; phagocytic vesicle; lysosome.